AUGACGGAAGCUUUCAUCGGCUACAGCGAAGACUUUGAACAAUGCCGCGACGAGGCCGUGGCGGCGAUCCGUGCGGUCUCGGCAGCCCGCAACUUGACGGAGCGCAAUGAGCUCUCGGGGCGUGCCCAGGGCCACAUCUCGGAAGCCGAGCGCUACAUGCGCAUCCUCGAGAGCGAGUCGCGGGCCGGAGACUCGCAGGACCGUCGACGGAUGCACCAGCAGCUGCGCACGUUCAAGUCGCAGCUGGACAAGCUCAAGGCGAACCUCGAGCGCUCGAAGCUCAUGGAAGGCAGCGAGCAGCGUCAAGACGCGCGGGCGCCGCAGGACAACGUCGCGCGCUAUCAGCAGCGCGCGGACCGCAUUGAAGACCACUUGGCUGACGCGCAGGACAUUAUUGCACGGACGGAAGCCACGGCGCAGAACGUGACGACGAACCUCGCGGACCAGCGCGAGCAGCUCAUUAACGUCCGCACGAACGUUGAUGCGACGCGGGAAGACACGGCUGAAGCUGGGAUGCACUUGAAGAAACUCAAGUGCAAGAUGAUGUCGCAGCUCUUGUUUUUGUACUUUGUCAUCUUGGGACUUGUAGCAGUGAUCAUCUGGCAAGCGAUUUCUAAGUUUGCGUAG
Molecule: messenger RNA, 627 nt
Organism: Peronospora matthiolae
Lineage: Eukaryota; Oomycota; Peronosporomycetes; Peronosporales; Peronosporaceae
Source: the annotation of a GenBank genome assembly